Molecule: messenger RNA, 1614 nt
Organism: Lentinula edodes (shiitake mushroom)
Lineage: Eukaryota; Fungi; Basidiomycota; Agaricomycetes; Agaricales; Omphalotaceae
Product: major facilitator superfamily domain-containing protein
Exons: 12
Coding region: 1-1614 (537 amino acids)
Biological process (GO): transmembrane transport
Cellular component (GO): membrane
Molecular function (GO): transmembrane transporter activity
Source: RefSeq, a predicted model, not a curated record
AUGUCUACCCUCUCGAAAGUCGGAGCUGAACCCUCUAUCUCUUAUACCGAAGAAGCUACGGACGGCCGACGAAUCAUCCCGGACUCGGAUUUAGUCGGCACCCAUCCCUUCUCCGCAGCGCGUCUGUGGAAUCGUGAACCAUUGGAUGAUUUUUACAAAGAGGCGUUGGAAAAGUAUCCCAAUGAGGCGAGCAUUGAUCCUAUUGAGGAGAUGAAGUUGAGGAAGAAGAUUGAUAGACUGAUUAUCCCUUGUCUAGCUGUUUGUUACGCGUUCUAUUACAUUGACAAGACGACUCUAUCAUAUGCUGCUAUCUUCGGUAUCAAGUCGGAUCUCAAGUUGCACGGAACUCAGUACAGUUGGCUCUCGUCCCUGUUCUACUUUGGCUGGCUAGCAUGGAGUUUGCCCUCCAACCUCCUCAUGCAACGAUCUCCGAGUGGAAAAUACCUGGCAAUCAAUAUUUUCUUGUGGGGCGUUCUACUCAUGGCUCAGGCAGCUUCGCGCAAUUUUACAGAACUGGCCGUUCUUCGUAUCUUGUCAGGAGCUUUCGAAGCCAUAGCUGACCCUGCAUUCAUGCUUAUAACCACAAUGUUUUACCGCCGCUCCGAGCAGCCAUCUCGAAUAUCCAUGUGGUAUGCCGCGAACGGUGUCGGUGUUGCCGGAGGUGGAUUACUCGGGUAUGCGAUUGGUCAUAUAAAGGGCUCGUUGGCGAGCUGGAAGUAUGAAUUUUUGAUCGUCGGCGCCCUUUGUUCUGUCUGGGGCAUCGUGCUUUUCUUCAUUCUUCCCGACUCUCCUCCAACCACACGUACAUUCACUCGUGGAGAACGGCUUCUUGCCGUCGGUCGGCUGAGAGAGAACCAGACUGGAGUAGAUAAUAAGAAGUUCAAAUGGGAUCAGUUCCGUGAAACCUUCUACGAUCCCAAGACGUGGUUAUUCUUUUUACUAGGAUUAGUGGGAAACAUCCCGAAUGGAGGGAUAAGCAAUUUCUCGACACUCAUUAUUGAAGGACUGGGCUUCGACACUCUUCAAACGACUCUUUUGGGCAUCCCUCAAGGUGCGCUAGUGUGUAUCUGGAUUGGGUUGGGAGCAUUCUUGAAUGGACGUCUUCCCGCCAACUCCAGGACCCUCGUUUGCAUACUAUUCAUGCUCCCUACCAUCGCCGGCACACUGGGUUUCCUUCUUGCUCCUCAGGACGCCACAGCAGGAAGGUUGAUAUGCUAUUAUUUAACCGGAUCCUAUCAAGCCUCUUUUGUCCUCGGGCUAAGCAUCAUCACGAGCAAUACAGCAGGGCAAACAAAGAAGCAGCUGACUAGCGCGAUGAUUUGGUUGGGGGCUUGUGUGGGUAACAUCAGUGGUCCCUUUUUCUACCGCACCCAAGACGCUCCAACGUACCACCUAGGAAUCGGUUCGAUGCUCGUCAGCAAUUGCAUUGAAGUUCUCAUAUUCAUUGCAUUGAGGUUUUACCUUAUCUAUCAAAAUCGUAAACGCGACAAUCUUGCGGCUGCCGUUUCUGAGCCUACCAAGGAUAGCGAAUCGCUUGGGGGCAUUUCCACUGUUCGUCCCCACGAGAACGACACUGCGUUUGCGGAUAUGACGGAUUUGCAGAACGUCAAGUGA